AUGGACAGGCGCUGCAUCUUGAGGAUCGAGUCGUUGCACGCAUCGUUUCGCAGAAGGGUGCAUGUCAGGGGGGCGCAGACCAAGGGUGAGGUGUUCGAGGAGCUCGCCGCCGACUGGAUCGUCCAGCAGAGCCGAUGUCGGUCAUCGUAUUCGCUCGACCUCCUGGACGUUGGCCAAGGCCCUCAAAGGGGCAGGGCGAUUGAAUAUCAGAGGGCCCCCAGCCGUUGGAAUCUAUAUCAGCGUGAUCGUGCCCACGGAGCGUUGUUGCAGAAUGACCCGUCGGCCAACAGCCUGGCGCACCGCGCCCUCGAUGACGCCGCCAAGACGGACCUCUCGACCCGCUGCUCUGCCGCGCAGGGCGUUGCGGGCCAGCCUCACGCCGUGCCGCGGUUCGGCGAGACCAGGCAGGACAUGGAGCGAGCGGCGAAGAGAGCCCUGGCACUUCGGCACAAAGCUGAGGUGUCGACAGCGCUGGCGUUGCAGGGGGACGACCUCCUGAGCACCGACAUUUGUGCCAGGUCAGUGGUUGCAAAGGUGUUGGCUGAUCCGACGAUGACUAGUCUACCCGACAUGGUCGCUGCCAUGCAACAUGACCUUCGCUCGUUAUCAUCACUUCGCAGAGAGCGGCGGGAUGCAGAUAUGCAGUGCCUGGCAAGAUGGUCGGAGACUCAGGGAGCAGAGAGGUUGACCGAGUUCCUUGCUCUUCGGCCUCAGCUCGAGCCCAUGCGGGACGCUCUCAUUGCCAUCCCCGACCGCCACGAUACUGUGAUCGCGUACAUCGGCAAUCCCAAGAGGUCCGCCCUGACCGCCAGCGUCAUCGCCCCACCAGCUACAGAUACGAUCAUGCAGGAUUGGGACAACCGUUGUCAGCCCAUCAUCCACAUCGAUUGCCCUGUUAUCGAGGAGCCGCCGCAACCUGCCGUUCGCAAGCCGACGUGCCGCGAAGCUGGCGUUUGCUUGUGUUCCGCCCGUGGCCGCCAAGUCUACUCUAUGCGGAACGCCUUCCUGCGCUCCAUGAAGCAGUCGAUCCACCCGCAGGGGCUCAAGGGCGACGCGGAUGACUGCAAGGAGCACGCUGGCGACCUAGACUUCUUGCGGGAGCUGCAGGACGUCAUCGGCGAAGACCUCUCGGAGCGUCGCGACGUGCGGUGGUGCUGUCUUGGCGCCCACCCUUGGGCGCCGCACAGGAGCGCGCACGCGUCCAUGACCGUCCGCGUGGACGCUGGCGGCGAGGGGCAGUUGUAUGAGGAUGAG
Messenger RNA from Prorocentrum cordatum, 1254 nucleotides. The record is from the annotation of a GenBank genome assembly. NCBI's taxonomy places the organism in Eukaryota, Dinophyceae, Prorocentrales, Prorocentraceae.